AUCAUCUUCGGUGUUCAAUCAGUUCGUCAUUGGAAGUUGUUGAACGUAGUCCUCAAGCCUGAACCCAACAUGCCAAAAACACAGGAAACGAAAUUUGUCAAUUCGCUUUUUUUGACCAACCUAAUUCAGUCACAGUAUGCGGAAACUGAGGUUAAAAUUAAGGCUUACGACGUUGAACCGGCUACGGCAGAGAUCAAUGAUCCGUUUGCCAGAUCAUCGAUGAACAGGAUUCUUGUGAAGUAUGUCUCCAAAGAAAAUCCUAUGGAGAACCUAAUAACUUUUGUGGCUAAAAUUAAACCAACGGAAGGAAAACUUGUCGAGGAAUUUAAAAAGAGCGAUGUUUUCGAUAAAGAAAUAUUCAUCUACAAAAAUGUUCUACCAAAUUUAGUGGCAAUUAUAUCGAAACUUGGAGGAACUGUUGAACUAGCCCCUCAGCUAAUCUAUUCGUCUGAUGUUCCAUCCAAUUUGAUGGUUUUGGAAGACCUCACUGUGCGCGGGUAUAGCGUGGAGAAUCAACAACUGGGUCUGAACUUGGAACAAAGUAAGAUGGCUAUCGAGAAAAUAGCAUUUUUCCAUGCUGCUAGUGCCAUAUUGAUAACCGAGCGUCCCAAUGAUUUGGCAAAAUUUGCGAAGGGCACAUUCCAUGCAGACCAUAAGGAGCAGUUGAAAUAUUUCACCAGUGCCUUGGCGGCGAUUGCCGAAAGUGCUUCAGAGUUGGGAAUAAAUUCCAACGUGGCAAACAAGCUGAAAGCACUACCGCAAAAGGCGGUACAAAAGGCGAUCGAGGCGUAUGGGAGCGACUUUCAAGGAUUCAAGGUGCUCAACCAUGGCGACCUCUGGACCAAUAACAUAAUGUACAAGUACAACAAAACGGAGCUGAUUGAUGCUGUUUUCGUGGAUUUCCAAAAUUGUGUUGUUGGAUCACCUAUUAUCGAUUUAGUUUAUUUCCUGACAUCCUCGCCAUCCUAUGACGUGCUGGAAAAAUCAAAAGAUGAGCUGGUGUAUAUAUACUAUGAAACGCUCGCGUUACUUUUGCAGCGUUUGAAUUACAAAAAAACAAUACCCUCAUUGAUCGACUUACAGGUGGAGCUACUCAAACAUGGUGCACUAGAGGUCAUUUUAUCACUGACAACGGCUCCAUUUUUGCGUACCAAAAACGCUCAGAAUACUCCAGCUAUGCAGCCCACACUCUACAACGAAGGACAAAAGGUUGACCUGAAGCCUGUGCUAAAAGCUCAUGCUAGUCAUAUCAAUCAACAAUUGAAAAAUUAUGAGAUUUGUGGCUUACUCGAUUGGGGAGCAGCUGAAAGCAAGAUUAAAGGACUUAUGGGACGUUUCCAGCGCUGAUUACACACGAUAGACUUUUGGUAUUACUCAUCCGACCAUAGUUGGUUUAUGGCUAUGUCAAACUUCUAUGAGCAUGUCUGCGUUGUCACCUUGAUUUGGUGUUUAAUGAAAGGU
Messenger RNA from Topomyia yanbarensis, 1461 nucleotides. RefSeq lists its product as uncharacterized. The record is from RefSeq and is a predicted model, not a curated record. The transcript is spliced from 6 exons. Lineage: Eukaryota; Metazoa; Arthropoda; Insecta; Diptera; Culicidae. Bases 70 to 1347 code for a protein of 425 amino acids.